Culicoides brevitarsis is the source of this 813-nucleotide messenger RNA. RefSeq lists its product as uncharacterized. Bases 256 to 675 code for a protein of 139 amino acids. The record is from RefSeq and is a predicted model, not a curated record. Lineage: Eukaryota; Metazoa; Arthropoda; Insecta; Diptera; Ceratopogonidae. The transcript has 6 exons. Gene Ontology annotation, cellular component: membrane.
GUUCAUAGCGUUAAUGCUGUUAAUUUAUUUUUAGUGUAGUUUUUGAUGUAUAAUUGUAAAUACAAGAAGUAGUAAUUAAGUUAUUGUACAAAAAGACACUAAAAUCAUCAAGAGAAUAAAACCUUAAACUUAAAUCAAAAUGCACAAGAUUUUUAUUAUGGAGCAAUAUUAAAAUAAAUCAGUGAAAACAAUCAAAUAUUCAAGUAAAAUUUUACAAACUAUGACGAUUGAAUGAUCUAAACCAAUCAUCUGAAGAUGUCUUACUCAAUUAAAACUUGUUUGUCAUAUUUGACUAUCAUACUUCUUCUACUGGCAACAGAUAAAGUUGCAAGUUCUGAAGACGAAUGCAUUGAUUACCAAGGUCAUACGGUUGUUCACGGACUGUUAUACAUUCCUGGACCAUCGCCAUGCUCCCUUUGCACUUGUUGGAACAGUGAGCCAAUGUGGUGCAAAGCAAUAUACUGUGAUCCUCCAUUCUUCUGCAAAGAUUUUCGACUUGGCGAUAAAUGUUGUGAAUGGACGUGCCUAGAUAAACCUGGCGAGAAUCCAUUGUAUGAACUGCGAAUAAAAAAACGAGCUGAAAUACUUGCCGGUAUCUCAAAAGGAACAGCUUUUCGAAUUCCAAAUAUUAUGUUAGUUAGUUUAGUAGUGUUGGUUUUAAAAAUUGAAUGCUAGCGUAAAAGCGUGUCUUUCAUAUUUUUAAUCAGAGGAUACUUACACAACAAUGUUUAUUAUAUAAUAAUAAAUUACCAGUUUUAGUGCCAUUUCUUGGAUACAAUUUUAAAAAUUUAAAUAAAGAGACCUUUUAUGAAA